Molecule: messenger RNA, 933 nt
Organism: Olea europaea var. sylvestris
Lineage: Eukaryota; Viridiplantae; Streptophyta; Magnoliopsida; Lamiales; Oleaceae
Product: single-stranded DNA-binding protein WHY1, chloroplastic-like
Exons: 6
Coding region: 240-590 (116 amino acids)
Biological process (GO): defense response; regulation of DNA-templated transcription
Molecular function (GO): single-stranded DNA binding
Source: RefSeq, a predicted model, not a curated record
CUCCAUGAGUUUUGUGCCUGACAGGGCAUCUGCCACCGAGGGUUUAUGUAGGAUAUUCUGUAUACAAAGGGAAAGCUGCUCUUACAGUGGAGCCUCGGCCUCCAGAGUUCUAUCCUUUGGAUGAGCAGUCUGGGGCAUUCAAAGUGUCAAAGGAGGGUUAUGUGUUGCUACAGUUCGCACCUGCUGCUGGUGUUCGCCAAUAUGAUUGGAGUCGAAAGCAGGUAUUUUCAUUGUCGGUGAUGGAAAUAGGACAUCUGAUCAGUCUUGGGGCAAAAGACUCUUGUGAAUUUUUUCACGAUCCUUUUAAAGGAAAGAGUGAUGAAGGUAGGGUCAGAAAAGUGUUGAAGGUGGAACCCUUGCCAGAUGGUUCUGGCCACUUCUUUAACCUCAGUGUUCAGAAUAAGCUCAUAAAUUUGGAUGAGAGCAUUUAUAUUCCUGUUACGAAGGCAGAGUUUGCUGUCUUUAUAUCAACAUUCAAUUAUAUCUUGCCAUACCUUUUAGGCUGGCAUACGUUUGCAAACUCUAUAAGGCCAGAAGGUGAAAGUCGUGCUAAUGCCAGAUCCGGAGUGGAAAAUGAAUGGAACAGAUAGUCGCUCACUGCUCCAGUAUGAGGUUUGCUAGUCAAAAAACAGGACUGUUUUUGGAUUCUUGACUUUUGUAAUUUCUUCUCUCCUUUUCUUCCUAUUUUCUUGCUUGUUGUGCUAUGUAGUAUGUUUGGCGAGAAGGGCAACUGUUUCCGAGAAUUUUUCCAAUUUCGAUGUUACCUGUUCGCAGAGUUGGUGAUAAUCCCAUAUUAUAUAUUGGAACAGAGUCGUGAGAUUUUGUCAUUUUUCAAUCUAAUUUAGUCCACUACAUCGUAUUGAUUAUGUGUACCAGUUACUUUUGUCGAAUUUAGUUUUUUUCCUAUUUUAAAUAAAAUGACAUAGUUACUUA